AUGGAAACACCACUGUACGUGAUUCUAGGUGCUGGCGUGGUUGGCCUCACAACGGCACUGGAAUUGAAGACCAGAUUCCCGACCUCGCAGGUCAUUGUAGUAGCCAAACAUCUACCCGGCGACCAAAGCGUCGAAUAUACUUCUCCAUGGGCGGGUGCAAAUUGGUUAUCAAUGGCCACCGAUAAUGGCGUACAGGAAGAGUGGGACGCUGUGAGCUUCAAAAAGUUUGAGAAGAUAUCGCAACAGUCCCCAGAGUGCGGCGUCAGACGGAUGGAUAUCAGAGCCAUAUUUGACUCUCCGAUAGAGAAUGCUGGAAUUGUGUCUCAAGGUACAGGAAAGAUUUGGUAUGAGAAACUGGUCGGUGGACUAUGCGAGGUGCCUAAGCACGAACUCCCUCAGGGUUCAAACUUUGGAUAUGACUUAUCGACGUUCAUGAUCAAUGUACAGUCAUACCUUCCUUGGCUUCAAGUACAGGUAUUGAAAGCAGGGAUUGACUUACGUCGCUCCCAAUACGACGAUAUCAACGGUCUAUUUGACAAUUUUCCGACUGCAAAUACCUUCCUUAACUGUACAGGUUUGGGAUCUUAUAGCUUGAAGGGGGUCGAGGACCAUAAUGUUUACCCAACAAAGUGUAAAUUUCAAAUGGGUGCUUAUUUAUUCAAGGGGCAAAUACUGUUAGUCGAAACACCUUCGAAGCCUCUCGAAAAAAUGUAUUUUCGGUCACCCAAACGAGUUGCGAGCGACACAACAUACGUGUUUCCUCGAUAUCCACACGGGGGAGUUGUCCUUGGUGGCUGUCGGUUAGACGGAGUAUGGGAUGGAAACGUCGAUUUGGAUUUUGCCGAAGAUAUCAAAAGAAGAUGUUGUGCUUUAUGUCCAGACCUUGGCAAGCCAGAAGAUCUCAAAGUAUUGUAUCAUGCGGUUGGAUUGAGGCCCAGUCGGAAAGGCGGGCCUAGGAUUGAAGCACAAUUCUACGGUGACAAGAUGGUGGUUCAUAAUUAUGGUGCAGCUGGAGCUGGAUAUCAGGCGUCUUGGGGCAUGGCGAAGCAUGCUGUCGAUUUGAUUGUCCAAAACUCACGCCUAUAA
Messenger RNA from Talaromyces marneffei, 1086 nucleotides. RefSeq lists its product as uncharacterized. Gene Ontology annotation, molecular function: FAD binding; D-amino-acid oxidase activity. The transcript has 6 exons. NCBI's taxonomy places the organism in Eukaryota, Fungi, Ascomycota, Eurotiomycetes, Eurotiales, Trichocomaceae. Bases 1 to 1086 code for a protein of 361 amino acids. The record is from RefSeq and is a predicted model, not a curated record.